Molecule: messenger RNA, 948 nt
Organism: Fusarium sp. VM40
Lineage: Eukaryota; Fungi; Ascomycota; Sordariomycetes; Hypocreales; Nectriaceae
Source: the annotation of a GenBank genome assembly
AUGACAGAUAUCUAUAUUGCUGGUGCGAUUGCAGCAUUUACAGUAGACGUCUUGGUCUACCCUCUUGACACCAUCAAGACUCGUAUGCAGAGUCAAGAUUUUAUCAAGACAUACUCAAACAGCUCAAAAAAGAACAUAUGGGCUGUACGGGGUCUUUAUCAAGGCAUUGGAAGUGUGGUACUGGCCACUCUACCAGCAGCUGGUUUAUUCUUCUCAACAUAUGAGAGCGCGAAACGAGUCAUCGGUAAUUCGACGCCGUUACCGCAGCCUUUGGUUCACUCAGCUGCCUCGGGAGUGGCAGAGAUGGCGUCUUGUCUAGUCCUCGCACCAGCAGAGGUCAUCAAGCAGAACGCUCAGAUGUUACAGAGCGAUAGCCGUGGAGCAGCACGACCUGGAUCGUCGACAUCACUUCAGGCAUUUCGCCAGCUAGCCGGUGAUGGUGUAUCAAGACGACUAUUUACAGGGUACACAGCACUCGUCGCACGUAAUUUGCCAUUUACAGCUCUUCAGUUUCCCAUAUUUGAGCACGUACGAUCCACUUACUGGAACUCCCGAGGUCCCGGAGAUUCGAAGCCUGGGCUGAUUGAAACGGGACUGGUGACUGGUCUAAGUGCCGGGAGUGCAGGCUCGGUAGCAGCAUUCAUAACGACACCCAGCGAUGUCGUCAAGACGAGAAUGAUGCUGAGUGCUUCAAACCAGAAUGACAGUUCGGCACAGGGCCAGAGUGAGGUUGCAGCCAAGAUGGAGGGGAAGCACCCAAAGAAGGGGGCGUGGACAGUGUCCAAGGAGGUUUACCAGGAGAGGGGAGUGCGGGGAUUCUUCCGGGGUGCGGCUCUGCGGUCAGGGUGGACGAUGAUAGGGAGUGGACUCUAUCUAGGAUCUUAUGAGAUGGCUAAAGUUUGGCUGAGAAGAGGAAAGCCAGAUGCGGAAGACGAUGGUGCGCUAUAA